Molecule: messenger RNA, 1342 nt
Organism: Tripterygium wilfordii
Lineage: Eukaryota; Viridiplantae; Streptophyta; Magnoliopsida; Celastrales; Celastraceae
Product: GDSL esterase/lipase 5-like
Exons: 5
Coding region: 47-1141 (364 amino acids)
Biological process (GO): lipid metabolic process
Molecular function (GO): lipase activity
Source: RefSeq, a predicted model, not a curated record
UCUUCUUCUUCUUCUUCUUCACGUCCAGCUAAAUCAAAUCCGAGAGAUGGCUUUCAACAACUCGUACAUGUCUGUGAUCGGGGUGGUCCUUCUCUUGACCACCACAAUUGGCCAAGCGGAGGCACAACCGGUGGCAUCCCGUUCAAAGAAGCAGCUGCAUGCACCUUUGUUUAUCUUUGGAGAUUCACUGUACGAUGCUGGCAACAACAACUAUCUCAACACCACGAAGCCUAACCAAGCAAGUUUAUGGCCUUAUGGAGAGACAUAUUUCAAGCACCCAACAGGACGAUAUUCCAAUGGCCGUGUGAUACCUGAUUUUAUUGCUCAAUUUGCAGGAAUGCCGUUGAUUCCUCCAUUCUUACAACCAGGGCUUCAUGAGUACCACUAUGGAGUCAAUUUCGCUUCUGCCGGAUCGGGUGCUCAUGUCGACACACACCCCGGCAAGGUGAUAGAUCUUCACGCACAGCUAAGAAACUAUAAAAAAGUGGAGACUUGGUUCAGAGAUGAAUUCGGUAACGUGGAAGCUCAAAAAAGGUUAUCACGAGCUGUUCACUUGUUCAGCGUGGGAUUGAACGAUUACUAUGCGACCAUUUCAGAAAACAUCAGUUCUAACUAUGUAGACAUUGUCAUUGGAAACAUAACAACAGUAAUCAAGGAAAUAUAUAAAAGUGGAGGUAGAAAGUUCGUUUUUCUUACCUUGUUGGACUUGAGGUUUCUACCACAGUCACGGCUGGCGGUAUCUCAAGGGAAAGGUAGAGACUUUGAAGAAGCUGCGUCUCUUCAAAAACAGCAUAACAAACACCUCCUCAAGGUGAUUGUUGAGCUAGAGAAGAAUCUGGAAAAUUUCAAGUAUCUAAUAUAUGAUUUCAACCAGAGUUUUCUAAUGAGAGUACAGAAUCCCACCCAUUAUGGUUUUCUAGAAGAGAAGGCAGCCUGUUGCGGAUUCGGAAAGUUCAGGGGAGAUUUCACGUGUGGAGUAUUAGGAAGGUUUGAAUUAUGCAAAAAACCAAAUGAGUAUUUAUUUUGGGACCUGGCACAUCCAACUCAAAAGGUGGACAAGCAGAUGGCGUAUGAGAUGUGGAGAGGGGGUGCUCAUCAAAUUGGACGUUAUAGUUUGAAACAACUCUUCCAAUUGGGUUAAUGGUUCUGCUAUGUAUGAAAAUAAAAUUUCAAAGAACGAGUUGUAGCUGUAGCUGUAGCUGUUCAUUGAAAAUGCUUGCAACAUGUUACUGAUUUAUGCUGUUCAGACAUCGAAUGUGCUCAGUUAUUACUAUUAUUGACUUUAGCUAUUACAUUAUGUGUGAUCAGUUGGUGCUUGAGGCAUUUUAACAAACACCUGUUA